UAUUUUCUCAGGUAGGAACCAAGGUGCACAGAUUUUGUUCUACCGGACGGAGUGCCCAGGCGCACAUAUGUUCACCGUUUCCCUGACAACAACAUUACGUUCGUAUUUACCGUACACGUUAGCGAUUUACUGAAACGGCAUGGACAUCCAGGAACGAAAUGUCCGGAGCUGUGGAGAAAACAUCGUAGAAAUGGUUGACAUGGACGAAGAAAACUUUGCUAUUUCCAGUUCCUCAGCUGCAGACAGUGCUUUUGAUGCCGUUAUUGGCUGCAUAGAGGAAAUCAUCAUGGAGGAGGAGUUCCAGCAGCUUCAGCAGAGCUUCAUGGAGAGACAUUACAUGGAGUUUGAGGACUCUGACGAGAAUAAGCUCAUCUACACAUCCAUCUUCAAUGAAUAUGUUGACCUGCUGGAGAAACACCUGGAGCAGCAGCUGAUGGAGAGGAUCCCCGGCUUCAACAUGAACACGUUCACAGAGCUGCUUGUGCAACACAAAGAAGAGGUGCCAGGUGACAUCUUUGAAAUGCUACUCACGUUCACUGACUUCAUGGCCUUCAAGGAGAUGUUUCUGGAAUACAAGACUGAGAAGGAGGGCCGAGGCCUGGACCUGAGUCAAGGACUGGUGGUCACAUCUCUGAUUCCUGCAGGCUCCAAACAGACUGACUCCACUGGAUCUCAGUGACACACUUACAUACUGUGUCCAACACUUGAAUUGCCUCUCCCUCCAUUUGUUUAUAUAAAAGUCUGUCCACAGGCCUUCAGAAAGCUGUACUCUGAUGGUGAGCUGCUGGAUACACUCACCAUAAACCUACUCUGUCUGUGUACAAACGGCAGCAAACUAACGCAUGCAUUCCUCUUUGUUUUUUGUUCUGGGUGGGAUGCUAUGCAUGUUUAAGAGCUUCUUUGUAGUUCAGAGGUUUUGGCUUCACUCAUGUUUUUAUUAACAUUUAGCAUUUCUUUAUUCUGCCUUGCUGGGGAGUGGGGGGCCUAAAGCUCUCAGGUGCAGGUAUUAGACUUGUGUUUGUGUUUUUCAGGUGAUCCUACUGGUUGUUAUGUGAAAGGCACCAACAAAUCUCCUUGUAAGCACGAGGAAACCAUUCCAUGUGAUUGAAUGUUUGAAUCUUCCUUCUUUGCCUUGAAUUUUGUUCCAUAAGAAGAGAAUAUAGCAGAGCUAAUAUAGAUGUUUUAUGAAGUUUUAAUUUAUUUGGUUAGUUUGAAAACUCAUUGGAUUGAGUUUUGUGACUGUGAAAGUGUUUUUUAUUGUAUAUAGUGAUUGUGUGUGCUUGUGUGUGUGCAUGUGUGUUUCUGCAAUUUUAAAUUACAUCUACAGUAUAGUUUUCAGUACACAGUGUUUUCUACUUAACAGAACAGCUGUAAAUGUACAAGUAUAUUUAUGUGACUGGUGAAGUACUGUUGAUUGGUUAGUAAAAAAUAUUUUUCAAAUAAAUGGAUAAAAGCCUUA
Messenger RNA from Scatophagus argus, 1459 nucleotides. It is a transcript of the gene arl2bp, whose product is annotated as ADP-ribosylation factor-like 2 binding protein. Lineage: Eukaryota; Metazoa; Chordata; Actinopteri; Scatophagidae. Bases 140 to 679 code for a protein of 179 amino acids. The record is from RefSeq and is a predicted model, not a curated record. Gene Ontology annotation, biological process: positive regulation of tyrosine phosphorylation of STAT protein; maintenance of protein location in nucleus. Gene Ontology annotation, cellular component: mitochondrial intermembrane space. The transcript is spliced from 7 exons.